Messenger RNA from Aspergillus homomorphus CBS 101889, 1495 nucleotides. RefSeq names its product FAD-dependent oxidoreductase. Gene Ontology annotation, molecular function: FAD binding. The record is from RefSeq and is a predicted model, not a curated record. Bases 1 to 1422 code for a protein of 473 amino acids. The transcript has 3 exons. Lineage: Eukaryota; Fungi; Ascomycota; Eurotiomycetes; Eurotiales; Aspergillaceae.
AUGAACAGUCGAAACCUCCACGUCAUAAUCGUGGGCGCGUCAAUCUCCGGCUUGACCCUCGCUCACUGCCUGUCCAGCACCAACGUCGACUUCACCCUCCUCGAAGCCAGGUCAAGUCAGUUCACCCACGGGGCUGGGCUCGUCAUCCAGCCAAAUGGGGCCCGCAUUCUGGACCAACUGGGAUUGUAUGAUAAGGUGUCGCGGCAGGCAGAGCGCAUGGUGUCGCACACCACCUCUUUCGACGAUGGGCGCCUUCUUCUCAACAUCGACAUUCGGCAUAUAACGUUACGACGGACCGGUUACCCACUAUCCAUUAUCUCACGACAGGCCCUAUUGAGUAUCCUGUACGACCAUCUUCCUCGUCGAGAUCGCGUGCUCUUCGAUAAGAAGAUCGUUCGGGUGACUUCCUCGCCUAAGGCUGUCACUGUUCACACUGCCGAUGGAUCACAACUUUGCGGGGACCUGGUCGUCGGGGCAGACGGUAUCCACAGCAUAGUGCGCUCACAGAUGUGGCAAUACAUCCGAUCCAACAAAGAUGCUGCCCGUUUUUUCCUAGCAAGGGAAAUGCCAUUGCAUGUUUCGUUUACUGGAGUAUUCGGCAUUUCGGACCCCAUCGAGGGACUCGAACAGGGAAUAGCCUAUCGUACCUGCGGAACUGGGUGGUCGAUGCUUAUCUUGGUUGGUACAGACGCACAAGUCUUUUGUUACGUUUCUAUUGCGUGUCCGCCUUCGAGUAAACCACAUCGGCGACGACAGCAAGGCAAGGCGAGCCUCGAGCCAAUGUUGGAACCGUUCCUCCAUGUACACGUCACCCGCCAAGUUCUCUUUCGUGAGGUAUUUCUCCAUGCAAAAUCAUGCACAUACGUUCCGCUCGAGGAAUCUUUCCAAAAUCAAUGGUCAGCAGGGCGAUUUGCAUGUAUAGGAGACGCAGUGCACAAGAUGACGCCCAACAUAGGACAAGGGGCAAAUUGUGCCAUCGAAACAGCUGCUUCCCUCGGAAAUCAUAUUCUUCUAGCCAGCAACACCGAUGCUCCCUGCACAGAGGAAUCUCUCGGAUCAAUGCUGGGGACCUGGGAGACUGCGCACAAAGGUAGAAUGCGAACAUUCUCUUGGGUUGCACAGUCCGUUGCGCGCAUUGAAGCAGGCGGCAAUUGCUGGAAACGAUUCCUUCGAUCUUAUCUUGGAUACUAUCACGCGGCGAUGGGCAUCGCGCUCCUCGGCGAUAUCACUCCUCAGACGGCACGAGUACAGCAUUUGCCCUUACCGCCGCACAAGAUCACCGCUGUUGAUAGUCGGAUUGACCCGCAGGAGAAGGAUUGGAGCAUGCGCUUCUCAGGAAUACCUGUUGUGUCGACCAUAAUCGUGGCUUUGCUCUUGGUUGUCCAGUCGCUUACAAGACCAGAGCCCAGUGGAGUAAUUUAGCAGGCUUGGCUAGGGUUAUGAAGUUGGUGGGAGUUGGAACCGUAUCGUACUUCAUUGCGCGAAAUGAUUUCCG